UUCAGUUUAUCUGCGCAAGCUCCAGCGGCCGUCAAAUCGCAUAACUUUCAUCCUGCUCAUCUGCACUUUAUCGGCAGGACUCCAUUAGUCUAUCGGAGUAUAGGCCAGGAGCUGGAACGUGCCGCUGCUGAAUAUGGCAAUACGGAAUCCAUUGCUUCAUGUCACGAAAAGAAGCGAUAUACUUAUCGAGGGCUCCUCGAGGAAGCCGAUCGUGUUGCUGCCGGCUUGCUGAAGCUUGGCUUGAAGCAAGGCGACCAUGUGGGUAUUUGGGCGCCAAAUAACGCACACUGGUAUCUGACGAUGUUGGGUGUAGCACGCGCCGGAUUGGUGUCGGUCGGCAUAAACCCAGCAUUUCAAGGUCCCGAAGUCGACUACUGCUUGAAAAAGGUUAAGGUGAAAGCGGUGAUAAUGCCUGAAACAUUUAAAACUCAAAAUUUCUAUGAGAUUAUGAAAAGUAUUUGCCCGCGUGUCAUCGUCGACACAGGCAGCACAUUGAAAGGCGCCCUAAGUUAUGACGAAUUACUCGGCCUGAGUAGUCUAGCCGAGCGCGAGGUUAUCACAAAGCUACAACGCCAUAUCGUACCUGAUAGCGGGUGCAACAUCCAGUUUACCUCUGGCACAACUGGUCAGCCAAAGGCAGCAGUAGUUUCGCAUUACAACUUCGUGAACAACGGCAUACACAUAGGUAAUCGUAAUGAACUGGACAGCGCUUCACGCAUCUGCGUACAAGUUCCACUUUUUCAUGCUUACGGUGUUGUCAUCACAAUAAUGGCCGCUAUGACUCAUGGCAGCACUUUGGUUCUACCAGCAGCCGGUUUUAGUCCGGCCGACUCGUUACGUGCCAUUGUUGACGAAAAAUGCACAGUUAUCCAUGGCACACCCACAAUGUAUGUGGAUCUCAUCAAGAAGCAGAGAGAGUUGAAGUUGCCAUUGAAGACCGCCAAAAUGGCUGUUACCGGCGGAGCGCCAUGCUCGCCACAACUCUUCCUCGACAUUAAGAAUGUGCUUGGUUUGGAGCACGUGCGUACCGUUUUCGGCAUGACUAAAAGCACAGCAGUGAUUUUUCAAUCGCGUCGUGAUAGUAUGGAGCAAAUUUUAAAUACCGUAGGUCAUUUGCAGGAUCAUGUUGAAGCCAAGGUGAUCGAUGCUGAAGGUAAAACCGUGUCCUUCGGCGAGCGUGGAGAACUUUGCGUGCGUGGUUAUGCUACAAUGCUGGGCUACUAUGAUGAUGAGGCGAAAACGAAAGAGACCAUCGGACGUGACAAAUGGCUGAGAACUGGCGAUCAAUUUAUUCUGCAAGAGGAUGGUUACGGUCGCAUUGUGGGACGCCUGAAAGCGAUGAUCAUACGUGGAGGAGAAAAUUUAUUUCCGAAAGAAAUUGAGGAUUUUCUAAACACACAUCCGCAAAAUUGUGGAACUCAUGUGAUUGGUGUUCCAUGUGAACGUUUCGGUGAGGAACUGUGCGCCUUUGUACGGAUGGACGAUAGCUCUACGAAGGUAUCGCGGGAGGACAUUAAGGCAUUCGCUAAAGGAAAGUUGGUACACUUUAAGAUACCACGUUACGUGAUACCAAUUAAGAAUUUUCCGAAAACUACAUCGGGUAAAAUACAGAAAUUCAAGCUCGCCGAAUUGUACGAAAAGGAGUACAGAACAUAAUUAGUAUCGAGGAUAUGAAUUAUUUAUUAGUUGCUAUGAGUGUAGAAAUUUAUAUUGCUCAUGCAUAAGCAUGUAAAAAUGUUUUUUGAUAAAUUUUAUUUUUAAUGUGAAAAAAUUA
Rhagoletis pomonella (apple maggot) is the source of this 1774-nucleotide messenger RNA. Its product is annotated as medium-chain acyl-CoA ligase ACSF2, mitochondrial-like. The record is from RefSeq and is a predicted model, not a curated record. NCBI's taxonomy places the organism in Eukaryota, Metazoa, Arthropoda, Insecta, Diptera, Tephritidae. Gene Ontology annotation, molecular function: medium-chain fatty acid-CoA ligase activity. Gene Ontology annotation, biological process: fatty acid metabolic process.